CGCAGCUGCCGGACACGGCACGCCACGGCGCAGACUCCGCGGCCCGAGCAGGCGCGUCAGCCGAGUUCGGCGGUCGCGCGGGCGGCGGGGACACAUCUGUCCCCGCUCUGCGGCCGCCGCUCCCCCCACAUCCUCCGCCGGCGCGGCCGGGAACCUUCGCGUCCUCGCCUGGCGACUGCGGGCGGGGGCGCCUUCGGAUCGAUCUUCUGAAAUUUAAGUAUUCAAGAUGAAGUUCUUAUUGGCCAUUGCCUUUUUUAUUUUAAUUUCCUUGUGGGUUGAAGAAGCCUGUUCUAAAGAGAAGUCUUCAAAGAAAGGGAAGGGGAAAAAGAAGCAGUAUCUGUGCCCAUCCCAGCAGUCAGCAGAGGACCUUGCCCGGGUGCCUGCCAACUCCACUAGCAAUAUCUUGAAUAGGCUAUUGGUCAGUUAUGACCCCAGGAUAAGACCAAAUUUCAAAGGCAUUCCAGUUGAUGUAGUAGUCAACAUUUUUAUUAACAGUUUUGGAUCCAUUCAAGAGACAACAAUGGACUAUAGAGUUAACAUCUUCCUGAGACAAAAAUGGAAUGACCCCCGGCUGAAGCUCCCUAGUGACUUCAGAGGCUCAGAUGCACUGACAGUGGAUCCCACAAUGUACAAAUGUCUGUGGAAACCUGAUUUAUUUUUUGCAAAUGAAAAAAGUGCCAAUUUUCAUGACGUAACCCAGGAAAAUAUCCUCCUCUUUAUUUUUCGGGAUGGAGAUGUUCUUGUCAGUAUGAGGUUGUCCAUUACUCUUUCUUGCCCUUUGGACUUGACCUUGUUCCCCAUGGAUACACAGCGCUGCAAGAUGCAACUUGAGAGCUUUGGUUACACAACCGAUGAUUUACGAUUUAUCUGGCAGUCAGGAGAUCCUGUUCAGUUAGAAAAAAUUGCCUUGCCUCAAUUUGAUAUUAAAAAGGAAGAUAUUGAAUAUGGUAAUUGUACAAAGUACUAUAAAGGCACGGGCUAUUACACGUGUGUGGAAGUCAUCUUCACCCUACGGAGACAGGUUGGGUUUUACAUGAUGGGUGUCUAUGCACCGACGCUGCUGAUUGUGGUCCUCUCUUGGCUUUCCUUCUGGAUCAACCCUGAUGCGAGCGCAGCCAGAGUGCCCUUGGGUAUCUUCUCAGUACUCAGUUUGGCAUCUGAGUGUACAACCCUUGCUGCUGAACUUCCCAAAGUAUCCUAUGUGAAGGCACUUGAUGUUUGGCUCAUUGCUUGCCUUCUCUUUGGGUUUGCCUCACUGGUGGAGUAUGCUGUUGUCCAGGUGAUGUUGAACAACCCCAAAAGAGUAGAAGCAGAAAAAGCCAGAAUUGCUAAGGCUGAGCAAGCAGAUGGGAAAGGUGGAAAUGCAGCUAAAAAAAAUACUGUGAAUGGUACAGGAACUCCUGUUCACAUUAGCACUUUGCAGGUUGGUGAGACCAGGUGCAAAAAGGUUUGUACUUCUAAGUCUGAUCUAAGAUCUAAUGACUUCAGCAUUGUUGGAAGCUUGCCGAGAGAUUUUGAAUUAUCCAAUUAUGACUGCUAUGGAAAACCCAUUGAAGUCAACAAUGGACUUGGGAAAUCUCAGACAAAGAACACCAAGAAGCCACCUCCUGCCAAACCCGUUAUUCCAACAGCAGCAAAGCGAAUUGAUCUUUAUGCAAGAGCAUUGUUUCCUUUCUGCUUCUUGUUCUUCAAUGUUAUAUAUUGGUCUAUAUAUUUAUAAUAAAUCCUUUCCAUUUAUAUAAAAUAAAAUCCCAUUUCAUUUCAUAAAAACCAACCUGACCAACCCCAUUCAUAAAUGGCAAUCUGUGAAAAUUUUUGCAUUUUCUUAGCAAUAUAUUGCAUUUGGAUGCCAUUUGAUUGUAAUAAAAAUGUGGCAUCUUAAUUUUGAGUGGCAGCAUGACCCUGUGAUGUCUGUGCUCUAAUAAUGCAUAUACAUAUAUAGCAUACAUAUUGCUUUAGGAAUAAAUGAAGGACAAGCGUACUACAUAAUAAAAAUCCAAACAACUAUCUUCAGUUAGUGUAAACUGCAAAUACUUCAGAUAAUUCUGAUAAUAAAAUGAUGUGCACGCUGAGUCUUGUUAUGGUCACCAUUCUAAUGUAUGCAGUGUUUCAGAUUUCCUUCCUUGUAACUUUCAGAGAAAGCCGUCUUAUUCUUGUAUAAUUUUAGGUGGUAUUAUCACAGAUUAAACUAAGUCAUAUUACAUGUUGUUUAAACUUUGUAAGUAGAAAAAUAUCAGUUAUAAUUAUGUGGGCUCUGUGGAGAAAUAAAGUUCAGAGAAUGACUAAUUGGUAAAAUCAGCUCAUUAUAAAGUGUGCUUGUGUUGUCAAAAUGCCAAAUAAUAAAAACACUGUAAGCAUUUUUUACACAAAGGGAAAUACUAGAUUUACAUAAAUGCAUACUGAAUCUUGGCUUCUGAUAAAGUAAAAAUAAAGGAUAGAUGCAUUGAUUAAACAUAUAAGAGAAAGGAAAAAUCAACUUAAUCCACCUUAAAAUCUAAAUAUAUUUUCAUAGAUUUCAUUUUGUUGAUACAGAGUACACAAAAGCAUAGUGCCUUAAGAAGAGUAAUAAAUAUUUUAAAUUGUAAUAUGGUAAUAGAUGUGUGAUUUCAUACCAUUUUUAAGACAUCAAGAAGAAAAUAUUCUAUUACUAAAAGUAACUUAAGUUACAAAAAAUAUCCCUAAUCAUUAAAGGAUUUUUAACUUCAUUUUAUUAAAAUAGUUACAUUUUUUGUAAGUAUAAUUUAAAUCUUUUUCUCUGAAUCCACUUAUUUCUUUUUUUCAUAUUUAUUUACUAUUUUGGGAUUAGUUACAAAACAUUUAAAGGAUAAGUAAAUAAUAAUUUUUUGUUCUUUUUACCUAGGAGGAAUCAAAAGAAUAAAGUUAGAUUUCACUUCUAUGGGUAUUUUCUUUCCUGCUAAAAUUCUAGAUAACUGAGAUUUACUUAUUUGAUCUUGUUCCAAAGUGAAAAUAAGCAUUUUCUAGUUUAUGAGACCCCCAUUUCCUAAUCGAUAUUAUGGCCAAUACAUCUUUUUGUUUCUGCCACAGAUGUAAUUAGAACUAUCAAUAAGUCACAUAAUGUAAAUGUAAAGAACAAAUAAGCAUAUUUACAAAAUUUGGAGGGUUUUAUUGUAGCUGAGCAUUUGUAUGGCCAAUUCAAUAAUAAAAUGUGUUCAAAAAUACUGUUUCUGCAAAUUGCCAUAUGUGAUUCAAUGCUAUUCGAUUUAUUGAAGACUUUUUGUUUAAUUUUUUAGAGGCUCACUGCUCACUAAGUUUUGAAAUAGUAUAUAAUCUAAUCUUCUGCAGUGCUUCACCUCCCUCUAGUUAAAGAAACAUAGCCAUCUAAAUAGUUUUAAAAUGCCACAAGUGAUGCAAUUGUUGGGUUUCAAUAGCUUGUCAAUGACAAAAGGGGCACAGGGCAAUAAUAUUUUAAUGGAUAAAAAGGUCUUUAAUAGGACUUUGAUCAUUUAAAAUUUUCAUUUGUAAUAAUUUUAUUUUUUUAGAAUCUGUCUUCUUUGUCUUGGCAAAGUCCCGUCAUAUCAGGAAGUCUGAUCUAGAUUCAGAAUUUGAAGUGUAACUAUCCCAUAUGGGAGACAGGUCUCAUCCUAUAGGAAUUUAUUUGUAGAAAAUAAUGUGAAUGGAUUCCUUUUGUAUACUAUAAUAUUGUAGCUUCUUAAGAUUAAUUUUAAUACCCAAUUAUAUAUAAAUAACUACCCCAGGAUUAGGUGUGUGCAUAUAUCUACAAGUCAAACACUGGAAAAUGAUCGUAGCAAAGAAGCACAACGUGUCUAACAGUUUGUUUGAAAUUCUCUUAAGAGUUAAUUCACUUAACCCCAGAGUAGUUCUGAUCUGUGUACUUUAAUUGUGAUGUAUUUCCAAGCAGCCUGCAGUAUGUCUAACUUGGAUGGUGUGCUGAUACCUCAAAUUCAAUGUCUCCAAAAUAAAAAUUAUCAUCUUCUCACAAAUCAGUA
Molecule: messenger RNA, 3968 nt
Organism: Choloepus didactylus (southern two-toed sloth)
Lineage: Eukaryota; Metazoa; Chordata; Mammalia; Pilosa; Megalonychidae
Gene: GLRB
Product: glycine receptor beta
Exons: 10
Coding region: 227-1720 (497 amino acids)
Biological process (GO): signal transduction; chloride transmembrane transport; chemical synaptic transmission
Cellular component (GO): postsynaptic membrane; synapse; neuron projection
Molecular function (GO): extracellularly glycine-gated chloride channel activity; transmembrane signaling receptor activity; neurotransmitter receptor activity
Source: RefSeq, a predicted model, not a curated record